AUGAGAGGUGAUCCGGACGAAGACCGCCAGUUCCGUCACCCAAGAAAGAAGAGUCAGAACCCCCUUCGACGUGGUGGUGCUGCGGCCAGGCCCAGACGAGAGGCAAUUGAGUCGCCUCCUCUCACCCUUCGGCCGUUUUCAGACCAGAACGAAAUCAUGGAUGUUUUACCCCCUUUCCGAGAGAUCGUGGAUGCAGUGCACUAUCUCAUCGGCCAUGAAUUUCAACUGAGCUUCAUCCCGAAAGCCCACCUCCUGCUUAGCCUCACUGGCGGGCGAGCUCCCAGCGCCUUUCUGCUUCUCGGCAUCCUCUGUCUAUCUGCACGCUAUACACCGUCUCUGGCCCAGAGGCACGGCUCACCCAACGCUGCUACCGAGGUAUACUUGGCGCAUGCACAAAGCAUUGCACAGGAUGCCAUUUGGGGAGGCCCUUGCUUGGACAAGUGCCAGGCGUUCUAUUUCAUCAGCAAAGCCCAGUUAUACAGCGGAAACAAAUCUGGAGCCCAUCAGAGCCUGGGAAUCGCCAUUCGAAUGGCUUUGGAGAUGGAUCUUCACCGGGAAGACACUUACCGCUUGACGGCCCCUACGAAAGACUUGGUCAUUGCACGAGAGUCCGCCCGCCGGACCUUCUGGAUGAUUUACAGUCAAGAGAGUCUCCUCUCUGGACCUUCAUCACCUGGCUCCCUUGAUCCCAAAUAUAUCACUGCUCUGCUUCCAUCGAGCGAGUAUGACUUCGCUGAAGGCUGGGAGCCCGCUUCUCGAGGGGCACUCGAAGGUACAGCGGCAGUCCGCAAGCAGUCCGUUCACGACCCUCGCAGAUCACUGUUUGCGACACUUCUUCAGGCCACCCAACUAUGGGUAACCAUUUCUCGGUGGUCACUCGCCGAGGAGGGACAUACCCCUUCCUGGGAACCAGAGAGCGACCACAUCAGACUGGCUCAGAAGCUUGACCACUGGGAGAGAACAUUGCACCAUGAGCACCAGUGGAGCCCAGCUCUGCUGAGACAGUACCAGAAGGAGAAAAGGGAUAUUGCAUAUACAGCUAUCUUCAUGUUCACCCGCAUUUGCAAAAUCCUGGUCCGCAGGCCAUAUCUCAAGAAAUUGAUGAACCCUAGUCCAAACACCACUGAAGAUUGGUCCCAAAUCACGAAACUCUUUGAAAGCACCCGAGAGCUCUACGAGCUGGUCGACCUACAAUUCUCGAACCGCAGUUGCGAGGGUGCAGGCUUUAUGUCUGACUUGUCGGCUUUUGCAGUCUACACUUGCGGCGCCAUGGCCGUGUACUUGUCUAAUCUCCCUGAAGUCUGCCCUGAACCUGCCAUCGCACGAGAGGGCCCGUCCAUGGUCAGGCGCACACUGGCCAUCCUAGACGCGUGCCAGUCCAUCUGGCCCCUUGCGGUCGUCGUCCUCUUCGUCCUUCGGGCUAGCCUCGCCUCAGGGCAGGCCGAUCCUGCCCGCGCUGUCCGGGUACCAGCCCCAGCCACCGCAGCAACUCACGGCCCUCCCGCCGACGCCGCGCGCCUCCUUCUCCACCGAGAGCGCCUGCAUCCCGGCACCGUGCUCCCCAGCGCCCUCGUCGGCCGGUUCCGGCGGUGCCGCCGCCCUCCCCCACCGGUCUCGACACCUUGCGUCCAGUCCGCUGCCGAGCCCUUCGCCUUCCUGCGCCGAGCCGGCCGGCAUGGCGACGACGCACCAGCAGCACCGACUACCACGCCAGCUGCAGCUUCCUUCAUCCUUCACACAGCCGCGGGCGCCCACGUCGUUGCUGACCCUGGUCAGCAACGACGGCUUCGAGCACGAGCUGCAGUUCUUCGUCAACAACAGCGCUCCGCCGGCCGUGACCACCCCUUCCUGGGGCAGGCUCUUUUCUGA
Thyridium curvatum is the source of this 1869-nucleotide messenger RNA. RefSeq lists its product as uncharacterized. Lineage: Eukaryota; Fungi; Ascomycota; Sordariomycetes; Thyridiales; Thyridiaceae. Gene Ontology annotation, molecular function: DNA binding; zinc ion binding. Bases 1 to 1869 code for a protein of 622 amino acids. Gene Ontology annotation, biological process: DNA-templated transcription. Gene Ontology annotation, cellular component: nucleus. The record is from RefSeq and is a predicted model, not a curated record. The transcript is spliced from 6 exons.